This is a messenger RNA of Papilio polytes (common Mormon), 1525 nucleotides long. RefSeq names its product cell growth-regulating nucleolar protein. The coding region runs from base 158 to 1423 and encodes 421 amino acids. Gene Ontology annotation, molecular function: DNA binding. Gene Ontology annotation, cellular component: nucleolus. Gene Ontology annotation, biological process: negative regulation of transcription by RNA polymerase II; rRNA processing. NCBI's taxonomy places the organism in Eukaryota, Metazoa, Arthropoda, Insecta, Lepidoptera, Papilionidae. The transcript is spliced from 3 exons. The record is from RefSeq and is a predicted model, not a curated record.
AUUAAAAAUUUUUUGACAUUCUUUUCCAUCGUUUUAUUUUUAUUUACUCUAUGUCGUCAUAUGUUUAGCGCACACGUGUUUAUGUAAAAAAAUCUGGGGCGCUACGUUUUUAGUUUGAUCGGACUAUCUUUUUACGAAAGAGAAACUAAUAGAAGAGAUGGUAGUGUUUACCUGUGGACAUUGCGGCGAAUCGGUACAAAAACCAAAAGUAGAAAAGCAUUAUCUCACACAAUGUAGGAACCGUACUCCUAACUUGUCCUGUAUGGAUUGCUUUAAGGACUUUUUAGGCAAUGAUUAUGAGGCUCAUAUCAAAUGUAUUACUGAGGAGGAAAGAUAUUCCGGGAAAGGUUUUACAGCAAAAGAGAAGAAAGGUGAGAAAAAACAAAAUGCAUGGGUUGAGAUGUUACAAUCCGUGUUAGACGAGACUGAAACUAAAUCUCCUAAUGUACUUAGAAUUAUUGAAACUAUUAGUAAACACAACAAUACUCCAAGGAAGAAGCCAAAAUUCGUUAAUUUUGUUAAAAAUGUCUGCGGUCAAAAAACGAAUCCAAAAGAUAUUGAUCAAGCAUGGGAUCUGAUAUCAGUUAAGCUGGCAGCUUUAUCACAAGUUAAUGGUAAUAGGAAUAGUAAAGAGAGUGUGAAUGCUGAAAGUAGUGGAAAAUCUGUUGAAAAGUCAAAUGGAAAUUCUGAUAGCAAGCCAAAUGGAAAUUCUGAUGAUAAUGUGAAGAAUGGUGAUGAAGUUGGAGAAACUAAAGAUGAAGAGAAUGGUACAGCUGAAAAUGAUGUGCCAAAAGCAAAUGGUAAUGGCGAUGUCCCUGAUAAGAAGUUAUCUAAGAAGCAGCGUAAAGAAGAAAAGAAAAAGAAGAAGUAUGAAGCUGAGUUACAGGAUGCUGAACAGCCUUCUGAAGAAGUUGAUGAACUUCAAUCAAAAAAGAAAGGAAAAAAGAACAAAAAUAAGGAGGCUAAAACAAAUGGUACAGAUGAAGCAGAAGAUGAUGGUACUGAAGGAAAGAAUAAAAAAAAGAGGAAACGUCAGGAUACGGUUAAUACAAUACCUGAAGUUGUUGACAGUGAAAAUGCGAUUGAAAAUUCAAGUAAAGUAAAAGUACAACAGAAGAAAAAAAGGGUUGAUCCAGAAGAAGACAGUGUUACAUUGCAUGAUCAAAAUGUAGCUAAAAAUGAUGAACAAACAAAAAAUGAGAGUUUCAAUUGGCAUGCUGUUAUUGUGUCUGUUCUACAGAAGAAAGAUAAUGAAGUACCUUUCAAAAGGCUGCAAAAGAAAGUUCUUUCGGAAUAUUCGGAAAUUACUGGCAAUGACGUCGAUGAUAGGAUUGCAGAGAAAUUUAUAAAGAAACUGAAAAGCGCUCCAAAUGUUAGAGUUGAUAAAAAUAGAGUUGUUCUCGUACAAGAUAAUGAUGAUUAGGUAUAUUUUACACUCUUGUAUCUCAAGAAAAUACUUGUUUUAUCAUAAUAAGAAUAUUACCUAUAGCAUUUUAUUCUAAUUUUACUAUUUCUAUCAAGUGUA